AUAAGUGGGAUACGCAGUCCCCUACAUAACCCUCAUUUCUUCUCACUUUACUUUUCUCUUUCAUUUUUAAUCUCUUCUAAAUCAAUCUGGGCACUCUGAAUCGAUCGCCGAUUCUAUCCAUGGAUCAAGAGAGAAAGCAGGGCAAUUUUAUUCAAACAAGUUCUACUGCCGCUGCCGAUUUAGUCACCCUUGUUAGCUCCCUGCCUCCAGAAAUGAUUACGGAAAUCUUAAGCAGACUUCCAGUCAAAUCACUUCUCCAAUGCAGGUGCGUUUCCAUAUCUUGGAAUGCUUUGAUCGCUAAUCCCAUAUUCGUGAAGAAGCAUCUCAAAGCUUCCCAGAAUCAAGCACAACUUCUUAUGAGACGGGUUUUAGAUUGUGAUGUGAAAUCCUAUUAUAUCUCAGAUAUUCUGAAUGAAGAAUGUCCUAUUGCACAUUCAUUAGAUUUUUCAAUCAUACCCUCAAAUUCUGAUCUAUGUAUGACUGAAAUAUGGAUUAUGGGUUCCUGUAAUGGGUUGGUAUGUGUAGCUAUAGAUGAAGUUGAGAUACUUUUGUGGAACCCAUCCAUUAGGAAAUCCAAGACACUGCCUAGUUGCGGCCUUAAAAAGCGUACAAGUCUGUCCAUUCCAAGUCAGUUCUUUGCAUAUGGGUUUGGCUAUGAUGAACGUAAUUCCGACUAUAAGGUGAUAGUUAUUAAGUCUAAUUCAAAAAAAUUCACUGGCCCUUUCUCAAAUGAAAUAAAGAUUUACGGGUUGAAGAGUGGUUCAUGGAGGAAGGUUAAGAAUUACCCUCAAUUCUGUCCAUUGGGUGAGAGGGGCAUGUUUGUGAGUGGAUCACUUCACUGGGGAGCAAGUAUGGAAACGGGGAUAAAUAAUUAUCAGGGUAUCCUCACUUUCGAUUUGACAGAAGAAACUUUUUCUGAAAUAUCACAACCAUGUUUUGGGGAAGGAAUUUUGGAUUCAUUGGUAGGAGUUUUAAGUGGAUGCCUCUGUAUGCUGUUUAACUAUGGUGGGAAGAAAUUUGACUUAUGGAUUAUGAAAGAUUAUGGAAAAACUGAGUCUUGGACUAAGUUGUUUUCAUUACCCUUUCCAAACCGAAUUGAUUUCCACAGUUUUACACCAUUGUAUAUUUCCAAGAAAAAUGAAAUCCUUAUGCAGCUUGGAAAACAAUUGGUGUUGUUUAAUCUGGAGAAUAAAGUGGUCACAAUUUCUUAUCCAGGCAUUAAAAAUGUAGACAAUCAUUUCAUUGAAGCUCUCACUUAUACUGAGAGUCUAGUCUGGCCUUUUCCUGAAUGAUGUCAUCAACAAC
Messenger RNA from Impatiens glandulifera, 1305 nucleotides. RefSeq names its product F-box/kelch-repeat protein At3g23880-like. The record is from RefSeq and is a predicted model, not a curated record. Lineage: Eukaryota; Viridiplantae; Streptophyta; Magnoliopsida; Ericales; Balsaminaceae. The coding region runs from base 120 to 1292 and encodes 390 amino acids. Gene Ontology annotation, molecular function: protein binding. The transcript has a single exon.